AUGGAACCGGUCGUAACAGCGGCAUUGGAUGAUCAGAUAAUUUAUCAGGCGACAAAGGACAUAUUUAUUGGUCAGAAGGCCAGGUUCAGAAAGCUUGGGCCUGUCAAAAAAUCUAUUGGGAGUCAUCUACAGAAGGGCAGUCUCAUCCGGCAACUUGUGACUCAACAUGGCGCCGACGCCAUACAUCAGCCAGUAUUGAAGCUCCUUUCGGAUAGGGUUUACGAAUCAAUCUCGAUUGCAAGUGAGCGCUUCCCAGACCUGUUCGAACCUUCUACAGCCCAGACCGCAGCCAGGAACAUCCUAGAAGCAGAAGCUGCCAAGAGCGAACAGGCUGCGCUCGAGGACAUCAUACAAACCCAGUGGGCUGAUAGUCAAGGGGCCCUGGAGUGGGCAGAAGUCACAGCGGCAUUACAUGACGCUAGUAACAGCAUCACAGAAAGCGAAGCUGGUAGCCUAUCCUUGUUUCCGGUAUAUCUGCCGUUCCCUAUCGAGCACAUGCUUAUGGGGAAACUCCAAAAGACAUUAGAACUUGCUUGUUUUGACUUUGGAACGAGAGUUCUCCCGAAUAUUAUGCGAAAACGCGGUUGGGAAUGUCCUGAAUCAGUCGAACUCAAUAGAUGGACCGAGCUCUUCGGACGUGAGGGGAGUAUGAGAGGCAAGAUCGACAAAGAUCUCCCGAAAGAACUACUGCGUUCGAUUGCAUCCAUCAGACAUACAGCUGUUCAUCGCCUACGUAGUAACUCAGCAGGGCUAGAACGGUUUCUCGCUGAUGCCGAACGGCUUGCCGGAAUUCUAGGGGAUACCGUACAUGCAAAAGCCAUCUCGCAGCUACGUUCAGAUGCUCAGUCAGCGCUUGUGGAGCUUACACAAAAUAAACAUUUUAUACAACGGCAACUCGAACGCGCUCAGGAAGAAAUAGCCAAGAAGCGCGCUAAACUCGACCAGGAGGAGCAGGAAGUUCUACGCUGCAUCGCAAAAGAGGACGAAAAGUACCGAAUGUUGGCGGGUGACAGGCUACAAAAUGCUCUCGAGCUUAUGGGAUGCUCGAAAAUAGCAACGGACAAGGAGGGCGCGGUCUUGGAUGGUAGUAAUGGUAUGGAGGCGAACGUUUUUUAUGCUGAUGACAGCGACCUCGAUUAUGCAGACCAGUUCGAAGAUUGCGACGAAGCAUGGUUUCCUUAG
Messenger RNA from Fusarium mangiferae, 1182 nucleotides. RefSeq lists its product as uncharacterized. Bases 1 to 1182 code for a protein of 393 amino acids. The record is from RefSeq and is a predicted model, not a curated record. The transcript has 2 exons. NCBI's taxonomy places the organism in Eukaryota, Fungi, Ascomycota, Sordariomycetes, Hypocreales, Nectriaceae.